Sporisorium graminicola is the source of this 4068-nucleotide messenger RNA. RefSeq lists its product as uncharacterized. The coding region runs from base 1 to 4068 and encodes 1355 amino acids. The record is from RefSeq and is a predicted model, not a curated record. Lineage: Eukaryota; Fungi; Basidiomycota; Ustilaginomycetes; Ustilaginales; Ustilaginaceae. Gene Ontology annotation, molecular function: ferric-chelate reductase activity. Gene Ontology annotation, cellular component: plasma membrane. The transcript has a single exon. Gene Ontology annotation, biological process: copper ion import; intracellular iron ion homeostasis; iron ion transport.
AUGUCGGCCUACUCUCCAGGAGUGAGCUCCUCGGGCGGAGCCUACUCGCCCGGCGUCUCCUCCGGCUCUGGCUCCAGCGGUAGCUGCUCCGGCUCGUGUUUCGAUCCCGACCAGCUCAAGUAUCAGUAUCUGCAGGGCUACUUCAAUGCACACAUGCUUCCGCCUUCCUCUUACCGCUAUGUCUACCUGCUAUGGUUCGUGACCAUCCUAGUAUGCCUCGUUCUUGGCACUUUCCACAUGAUCGGCGUCGGCGAUAGGUCCUACAUUGGCGCCAAAUGGAAGCGAUGGGCAACAAAGAACCGCGUCUACAAGCUCGGAAAGCGCCUCGACAUCCACGGCAACCUCAUCCAAAAGGACAGCAAAGGCUUCGCCCGUGCCUAUGCACCUCUUGCCCAACGCCGCAUCUUCACCUUUCCCAGCUUUGGACGCAUCGUUCUCCUCUUCUUCAUGCUGGCUGUGCCCAUCGUUUUAACACUCGUCGGCGCAGACUUUAUCGGGCCCAACGUCAGCGUCUUUGACUUUUCUCAAAGCUGGCCAUCCCAGACCACCAACAUGGCCGGCCUCUCUCGUCGAUCCCAACACACGCUGCACAAGCGCGUACAGUGGGGCCAGGGCUCCUAUCCUCGAGUCACCACCUAUCCGCCUUAUCUCACGCUGCCCUAUCGGACCUGGUGGACAUCCGGCGACCGUACCGGUGACAUCACCAUGGGCUUGGUUCCCAUCGUCCUCAUCAUGGCGCUCAAGCAGGUACCUUUUGCUCUGCUUUCGACGCGCUUCUUUGGCGGCUACUCUUUCGAUCGACUUUCCUUCCUUCACAAGUGGGGAGGCAGGAUCAUCUGGCUCUUUGGCACCGCGCAUCUUGUGACAUGGUGCAUUCAGCUCAACAAGGACACACGUAUCGGCGAGCCUGUCUGGUCCUUUGUCUUCAUGUGGACCAAGUUCCGAUGGGGCUGGGUCUCGUACGGCUUUCUCACCGCCAUGAUUGUUCUCUCCAUUGGCCCCAUCCGCAAUCGCUUCUACGAAUGGUUCUACGUUGCUCAUGUUGUCACCGUCGCCGGCUUCAUGAUCACUGCCAUGCUCCACCACCCUCCGCUCGCAAAGUGGAUGUACAUCCCGCUCGCAUGGUGGGUCGCAGAGCGUCUCUCUAGGGCGCUCAAGGUUGCCUGGAUCAACGGUCUCGGCUUUGCUGGGCGCAAACCUCAAUUUGCCCUGGCGCCAAAGCCCCAGAUGCCGCAUUCUCAUUCCGCCACCUGGUCCGAAGCGCCACAGCGCUACCCGCGCCGGCCGUCAGCGCCCCCUCUGCACCAGCAGCGCAGCUCCAACUACCACAGUCAAUUUUUUGGCCCGCAUCAGCAGCACAUGGGCCAUGACCGGGGUUUCAGCUCUCACGGCCCCGCCAGCAGACCCACUACGGCUUUUGACGGUUCGACGCGGGGCCACGAUACCAUUGCGAGCUCCUCUUCCUCGCACAAGCAGGCGCCUCAAUCGCGCCUCAGCUCCGAGUACGAGCACACGCUUGUCAACUCCAUCCCAGACACGGAAGCUCGCAAGUUGUCGAGUCCUCCUGUGAGCGACUGCCCGGGCGAGCUAUUGACCGCCCACCCUCUGGACGGACGCAAAGAUUCCAGCACCGAUUGCAAAGUCAAUGGCCUGGAGAGGAGAGCGACACGCGCCAGUGCUCGAUACGAUCCAGUCAACGACCUCAUCCAAGACUACAUCCCUUCUCGGCUGUCCAAUUACGACGUAUACCCGCCGCCCCCCACAGAAGCGCUGCCGCCACUGCCACAACAGUACGCACAGUACGCAAAGCAACCGAGUGCCGACGCAAAGUACUCGCUCCAAGAUCCUGCCGAAUCUCGACCACCGCCUCCAGCACCACCAUCAGCGUUUUCGCCGCCGCAAGAGGGCCCAUGGCGCAGCGAAUCCUCGGCAGCGCUGUCGGCGAGGCCAUCCACCAUGUUCAGCCUCACGUCUAGCGCAGUGCCACGUCAGCUCAAGCCGCGUCCCGCCAUGUCUUCGGACGUGGCUGCCGUCAUCCGCCCGGGCUUUGCCUUCGUCCAGAUGCUGCCUGGAAAGACGCUGAGACUGACGCUGCGAACGCCCAACAAAGUGUCGUGGAAGCCAGGGCAGUGGGUCUACCUCAACAUCCCUAGCGUCCGCUUUUGGGAGUCGCAUCCCUUCACCAUUGCCUCUGCGCACGAUGCCGAUUUCCCCGUCGCCACCGAAUUUGUCGAUGCCGACGCCGAGAAGGGGCUGGCUCAUGCGCAAAAGGUCAAGGGAGAGGAACGCACCAUGGUCUUGCUCGUUCGAUGCCGACGUGGCUUCACACGUCAGCUUUGGAACUUUGUCACCAAGAAGCGGCAGAUGCAGAUCCAAGCCGCUGCCGACGCUCAGCACGGCACAGGCAUGUAUGGCAUGCCCGACACAGCAAUGGUGCCAGCGCUCGGCAAGGAUACCACGGGCGUGCACAUCCGUGCCAUUGUCGAUGGUCCGUACGGCUCUGCGGACCGAACGCAUUGGGGGAUCCACUCUACCGUCGUCAUCGUCUGCGGUGGGUCCGGUGUCAGCUUUGGCAUGUCCAUUCUCGAGCACUUGUGCGCAUGCAUUGCGGGUGCCAUGAAGUUCGGCAAGGGUGGCAAGGGAGGAAAGAAGUUCCUGACGCAGAGGGUUCGCUUCGUGUGGAUCAUGCGCGAGUUUUCGCAUCUGCAGUGGAUUGCAGCUGCGCUCCGCAGAUGCAUAGAAAUGGUGCCUCCCGAGCAUCUGCAGGUCGACUUGUUUGUGACGCACUUCAACCACCAUUCAGCGUUGCCGGGUCCACCGAGAAGCGAAUACGGCGGCGGCGGACGGAGCCAGGAUUUUGGUUCGUACAAGUCCGAGUUUGGCGGUGCAUCCAGCUACGACAGCCGGCACGCCCACACGCUGUCGAGCGGAGACGCGAUCUACUCGAGGGCUGCUCGGUUCACAGAAGGCCCCGAGCAGGACGAGUAUGACAUUACAGCUUAUGACCUGACCCACUUCGACGGCGAGGACCAGAGUGCGCCGACAGCCAUGGAAGAGGAGAUGAAUAAGCGCAUUCGCUCGGAGGGCAAGUUGCGCCGUGCCAAGACGCGACGCAACACGAUCAAGCGCAAAGGUGGACGAGGCGCCAAGCAGGCCGAUGUGGAGGUGAAUCACGAUGAGCAGGUGAUGGAGUCGCAGCGGGCCAUGUACGAGGAGCGUCAUGGACUUGGCGGGCCGCAGCAGCCGUAUGAGCCAGAGCGGCGACCCUUGGAUGGACCUUGGCCAUCGGAGUAUGGACGAAGCGGGCCGGAUGCAGCAGCUUACUACCCGCGGCUACAGCAUGCGCCACUCGAGCAGGAUCUGGGUGAUGCCAGGGGUCGGACUUUCAGCGGAAAUGGGUUGGAAGGGACGGCAUGGUCACCUGAGCGAGGGGACGGAACUCGACCUCGCCUGCUCGGCGACGCUGAAAGCAGCAGACAAUUCUCGCCGCCCAACUCAGCCGGUCUGCUGCUGCCGCACAGUGCCGCCGCGGUGGAUGCGAAUUUGGGCCCGUUGUCUGCCUAUAUUUCGCCGAGUCCAUCUCGACGGGGGUCGUCGCACACCGAACUGUUGCCGCCUCCGUCUUUCGGCGCGGCUUCUGGUGCCAGCACUCCGCGUUUGUCGCCGUCACCGCUCGCGACGCCGUGCGGCAGCGAGUACCCGCUGCGCCCCGACGUAGAAACUGGUAAUGGCUCAACGCUCAACCUGCUCAACACGGCCGUUCCGCCAGCCACCUCGCCCAAAUCCCCGCUCGACGAUGCACCGAUCGACUUGGACGCGGAAGAAGAUCUGGAUCUGCGCGUCAUCGCCGAACUCGCUCAGCCGGGCCAUCCUAAGCUGGAUCGCAUCAUCCGGCAAGAGGUUGAGGCGAGCCAAGGCAGGACGCUUGUUGCAGGCUGCGGUCCCAAGUCGCUCGAUAUCGUGUUGAGGAGCAUUGUUAGCAAGCAGAUCGAUCCGAAGAAGGUGAGGCACGGCGAUACGAGAGGCAUUGUUAAUGUUGUUAGCGAAUGCUUCGAGUGGGGCGGUUGA